CUGUGUUACACUUCAGUACACACUUUAGUUGUGUUUAUUAUUUUUCGGGAGGAAGGAAACUGUUUGACAAAAGUAUCCCACAAUUCAGUUUGAUGAUGUGGUACAUUGUUAGGGAAGCCAUUUUGUGUCUCUGGAUUUUAUCUUAUUAAAUAAGUGUCAGAAAUAACUAAGAGAAGUAGUUGAAAAGUUUUUGUUGGAUUUAAAAUAAGUAAAACAAAAGUUAUUCUUUAGGAUAAACCAGCUGACAUCAUUUCAUUGCUAAUAUUUUUGACUUGGGUUUGAGUCGCAGUUCGAAUUAAACAUGCCGUGCCGGAACUUGGAGGAGAGUGAUGCUUCCAUGCGGCAACGUCUGGUAAACAGCCUCAGUCAGAGUUUUCCUGGCAGUGCUCUCUCUAAAGCUCUACAAUGUAUGAACGAUGAUGAGGAUAUGAAAGAUCCAUUGAGCUCAAGUUGUUUUGCUGAGCUAAGGUUAGAUAAGGAGGUACCCGAUGAGGAUGAUGAACUUACAAGUCUGUCAUGGUUACAAGAUAGCAACUUGCUUAAAGACAUUAAUGCGGGUGAAGAUGAAGAUAUGAAAGAAAAUGGUGAUAUUAAACUUGAACCCGGCUAUGCUCAGACACACCCAUCACAUGUGCCAUAUAAUCCACAUAAACAUAUAAAUAGUAAACCGCCAUACUCAUUCAGUUGUUUAAUAUUCAUGGCUCUUGAAGAGUCACCAACAAAAAUGCUUCCAGUAAAAGACAUUUAUCAGUGGAUUUUGAAUCAUUUCCCAUACUUCCAGAAUGCUCCUACUGGGUGGAAAAAUUCUGUUCGUCAUAAUUUGUCGUUGAAUAAGUGCUUUAAGAAGGUGGACAAAGAUCGUGGCCAGGUGAGAUAUACAAUUGGGAAAGGUUCAUUAUGGUGUGUGGAUCCAGACUACAGACCGAACUUGCUACAGGCUCUCCGGAAAACCCCUUACCACCCGUACCAUCAACUUCAGAUGCUUGCCAACCCUCCGCCAUCACAGCAUAGUCAUUAUCCUUUAUAUGGAUUAAAGCCACAGCCAUUAGCACCAAGAAUUGGACCGAACUCAAUAUCACCUCAUUUGUUUCCCUUCCUGAGUAGAAGAUUAGGACAGUCUCAUUUAGACAUAGACAGUGAUAUAAAAGAUGUGGCACAAACCCUGGUAUCCCUGAAAAGUUGGAGUAAAGCCAAGGCUGACAAUGCUAAUUUUGCUCAGGGAUUAAAGAGAAAGCUAGGUGAAAUGAAUAGCCCAAAGAAAAUUCCACAAGGACCAGUUAUCUGUACAGAUAACCCUAGCGAAGACCAUACUUACAGUAUCACACGUGUUGAAGCCGACGAGGAUGAAUAUGUCCCAGGUUCACCCGGUUCUUCCAUCGAUGAUGAAUACGAUUUUGGUUCCGAUGAUGAUAUUGAUGAUUAUAGUGACGAUGAGUUGAAUAAUCGUGUUGAACGUCGGCAUAACGGUGAUAAUCUUGAUAGUGAAGGAGAAAGUGGGGUUGAUGAAGUUGAUGGAUGCAUAAGCAAUAAUAACAAUAAUAAUGUACGGACUCCGAAACGUGCCAGGUUGUUGGAACAUGCAAAACGUCAUCGAUUUGAGGAAACUAGUGAGGAAGAGAAGAAAAAGAUCGAAGAAGGAGCUGAUGCAUUAUUAAACUUAGCUGGAAUCUGUUUGUCGCGUCAACACACAUUUAAUCGGGCAAUGAUUACAGAAAAACUUGAUGGUACCAAAGACUAUCCUGAAGAUAUUGACGAUAGUAGUAAUUGUUCAUCAUCUAGUUAAUGAUGGAUAUAUGUGAUAAAUGGUUCAGUCUUUAAAACAGCUUAUUGCGACACAUGAGAUUCAGAUUCAACUGAAAUUAUUGUUAUAAAUUAGGGAAAAUUAUUGUUAUGAUUUAAAACUUUUUGUUGAUAGGGACAGAAAGCUCUUUGUAUGUUUGUUGAAAUGGCAUAUUUGUUGGGUAUAAAAUUUCUGAUGUUUUUUUGUGUAUAUAAAAUGUGUGUUAAGCCAAGGUGAUAAUAAGCAUAUCAGCUUACCAAGGUUAAUCUUGACUUAAAAAAAUGAGAUUUUUCUCGGUAAGACGGGAAAGAUGGAUAAUUAUUGAUGUGUAUAUAAGCCCAGAUUUGACAAGAUUAACUCUUGGUAAGUUGAUGGUGUUUGAUAAGUUAAGUGAAAGAGACACUUAUAAAAAAACAUUGCUUAAAUCUUCCAUUAUUUCUGUAUUGUUGGUGUAGGAUAGAAAUAUUUCAUGCUCUCGGUUGUUAUAGCAACCAGAAUAAUGUCUUCCUGGAUAAAUCAUGACCAGAUCUCAAUCUGUGAUGACAUUUAUGUCGCCAGGUAACGAUUAUCAGAUUUUGUUCAAACAAUCGUGAUUUUAAAUCGCGCACAAACAUCCUCAGAAAUGCAUGUAUGAUAUGUUAGUUUUUGUCUUUUUUUAAUGAAUUGAAUUUGUUAUUAUCAAUCGAUUUUAAAAUAAAUUUACUUUACAGAUAAUAUGUGAACCGGAAAGGAUAUCAAAAUGAUAUGAUUUUUUUUUUAUCGAUUUCUUUAGCAAAUUGUUAUAAUUUUAUAUCAAUAAGUUACUGUAUUUCUGAGGAUAUUUGUGGCAGUAACAGUUUAGCUCAUACAUGUGCCAAGCUUACAAUAUAUUGUGUAUCAUUGCUUUGUGUUAUUUUAAGGCCAUCAUUUGUACCCAUCUAUAGAUAAUCCCUUAUUAAGAGUUUUUUAGCAUUAUUUCAAGCAAAAAAAUUCAUGUAAAAUUUUGUAAUAUUUCUUUAACAAAACUAGUCAAUUGAGGCAAAAUGUUGACAGAAAUCUGUUUGUCUUAAGGUGCUUGUUAAAGAUAGAAAAACAAAACAAAAUUAAACAAACAAAAAAAUAAACAAAAUGUUAAUUUUAGAUUACAAAAAUGUGCAAUUUUCAUUUUACUGUUUUUAUGAGGGAUUUUUCCUGCCUUAUGUGUUCAAGAAUUGUUUUUAUGAUUGCCCCUAUUUUCGUUUAAUUUUUUCCCUUAGCUGUAGUUAAUUGUUUUCAAUUUAGUGUCCUUACACUAUUUCAUAGAGUGAUUUUAACGGCAGAAAAUUAAUCAAACAGGGUCCCCAAAUCAAGUGUUCAUUUGUUAACUGAUAUUGAAGUCUGAUAUUUUUUACUUUUUAAGUUGUCUUAUAUUGUAGACCAUUAGAUGAAAUUUAUUAUUUUAGAGGUGAAUAUUUUACAUCCACAUAUCCUAUCCCCUUAUAUUUGUUCAUGAACUGUUUGAAAGAAAAACAACAAAUUUUUAUGAAACUUUUCCAGAAUAGUAUUAUCCUCAUGGCUGUUUAUUGUUUUUAUAUUUUUAAAAGGGUCUCUCCUUUUAAUGCAUAUUUUGACAUUGUUGUUUUAAAUUCAACGUAGUUUGACCAUCGUAUUAUGAUUAUAAAAAGCUAGCAACUGUUUUACUAUAAUUGAUAUUGCUUAAUAAAUUCAUUUCAAUUAAAUAAUAGUAUUACACUUGUAUUGUUGAAAAAUUUUAAUGAACUUGAAGUUAAAGUUGACAGUAUUUACAGGAAAUUUUUAUGCUUUCGAUUGAAUAAGUUGGUGCAUUUUGUAUUACCUGUAAGUAAUCUGUCUGUUGACAACAUCCUCAUUCUAUUAGAUGGAGCUUUAAAUUUGUUCUUGGAAUAUAAAAGAUGUCAGAACAAAAGCAUUUUGUCAUGUUGAAAUAAUGACCUUUACCUCCUGGUCAUUUUUAAUGUUAAUUCUUUUGUUUGUUUAUGAACAGAUUUUGGACUACUUAAAGUGUUAAAGAAAUACUUCUUUUUCUUAUUAAUACAAUAUAUAUGUUUUAACUACUGCAAUUUAUAACCUACGUUAUGGGGAGAUGUUAUUAGUGCUAUAUUUGUUUUGCUCCAUUUUUUACAGGAUUCUAAUUUUAUGCAGAUUUUAACAAAUCAGUUGAUAUUUUCAAUGGAAUUUUUCAUGAAUUCAUUCCACUAUAUUUUAUCAUAGGAAAAUUUGAUUUUUGAAUGAAAAUAUUGUACAAGAAUGGCCAUAAAGGGAGACAACUCCAAAAGUGCUCAGGUGUGUCUGUUUUUGAUGUACUCAUUUUGUUCCAAUAUGUAAAUACUAAAAAGACAGUGGUUUUCAGUGCUGUUUUCAUUAUUUUACCAUUUGAUGUUUUUUUUUCAUGUCAAGGUUUAUAAAAGCAGCAAUACAAAGUUAUAAUAAAAAAAUGUGUAACUAUGGUGACGUUCAGUUGACUGGAUAUUAAAAUAUUAUGAUAGAAUUGCAUUAAAUGCAGGUAUUUUCAUAUAAUUUCAAAGUUAAAAUAUAGUAACUUUGUGCAAUUGAUAAAAUUUUAAUAAACUAAUGCCUUCUUUUCUAGUUUGAUUUUAGAAUAUGAAAUAUUUACAAGCUGCUUUUACAAAUUUGGGCAUUCAUUAUUUUCUUUUUAAGUUGAAUAUGCAUCGUAUUUUGUUAUGUUGCCAUUUUUGUUACAUGAAGAUCAAAUGAAAUACUUCAUAUCUCCAUGUUCCAUACAUUGUUCUGUUGUUGAUAAUUUGAACAUGUUUCAUUUGAACAUUUUCAUUGACUGUUGUUAUAUACCUUCUCAUCAUCAUCAUCAUCGGACAUUCAUUAUUGUUAUACUAAUUUUCAUCAUUCAAAACCAGGGUCAGGGAUUUUCAUUUUGUUUUGGUGUAUACAUUUCAUGCUAAAAGAUGUUGAAAAAUAAACUGCCAUUUCUCAUGACAACCAUUUUAGUUAAACAAUUGAGAAUUGAAAAUCUAUGUAAUGUAAGAUAUUUAAUUGUUUUAUUACAUAUUAAUAUAUUUGGUUUAAUUGAAUGAUCAAAACAUUUUAACAUUAAUUAUUGUCAAUAGAAUUUUCCAUUUCUCCUCAAUUUCAUAAAUAACAAUCAAUAAUAAUUGUGUUUAUAAAUUGUUGAAGAUUACGAAACAAAAUUUUUAUUAUACAAUUAUUAAUAAUACAAUUAUUAUACAAGUUGAACUCAACAUCAUUGUUUACAUAGAUUAGCCAAUAAAUUCAUCAAUCACUCCAUCCUCAUUAUACAGAUAAGGUAUUUUGUUCAUUGUCUUCCAUUAUUUCCUGUACAUAAAUGUUAUGUAGAAUUUAGUGAUUAAUUUUCAGCAUACAGCAGUCUGAACUGUGUAAAUCAUAUGCCUCAUGUGUUGUUGACAAUACACUGAAACUGUGACUUAGUCUCUCCAGUCUGCAUUAUUUACAUUUCCUUUGUAAUUGAGAAAAAAAAAUAUUGUCAAAAAAAUAAUUUCUAAAUUAUAUUCUUGAAGAUUAACCCCAGUGAUUUUUCAGAGCAAAGAAUUCUAAUACAUUGUAAUGCAAGUAAGCUUUGAUAAUUACAUGUGUAUGUUUUUGGUGUUAUAAGUCCAAUACAAGUUUGAAUAAUUUAAUGACACAUGUGAAUUAUAAUAUCAUGUAUUUGUUCUAAAUUUUGUAACAAAAAUAUUCACAUGAAUGAGAAGAGAAUAAAAACUAUGUUUAAUAUUUAAGGAUUUGACUGUUUGAUGCAGGGCUACUUCACUUUCAGAUGUUACAACACAUGUUGGCAACUCCAUACUUGUUUAACUAUUACUAAUACAUUAUAAAGAAAAAAGGUGCAAUAUGCAUUCUUGCUAAUUGAGAAUAAAUUGUGUUCAGAACUAUGCCAUCAAUAUGUUAUCUUCAUGUUCCUCCUCUAUUUUCACAGUUAAUUUACAUGUAGAUUUAUAAAUUUGUAUGCCAAAAUGCUGUGAGAAUCAAGUCAAAGUACACACACAAUCAAAAUUGAUCAAUUCUGAUAGUGUUAUACUAUCCUAGAUGACUGUGUACAGGUCGAAAGGUUACAACACAAGGAUGCAGUGCAUUUUAUUAAAAUGCAAGCUUAUUGCAAGAUUAUUUUAUUCCAAAUGAUUGUAACUUAUGACCUGUAAUGAAGGACAUUGUUUAUUUUCUAUUUUCCUUCUGAGGAUUUCUUCUGUGUUCCAUUGUGCAAUAAUGAUAACAUACUAUACAGAAAACUUGUACAAUAUUACAAUAAAUAACAUUACAACAGA
Messenger RNA from Ruditapes philippinarum (Manila clam), 6051 nucleotides. Its product is annotated as forkhead box protein N3-like. Gene Ontology annotation, biological process: regulation of DNA-templated transcription. Gene Ontology annotation, cellular component: nucleus. The record is from RefSeq and is a predicted model, not a curated record. Gene Ontology annotation, molecular function: cis-regulatory region sequence-specific DNA binding; DNA-binding transcription factor activity. NCBI's taxonomy places the organism in Eukaryota, Metazoa, Mollusca, Bivalvia, Venerida, Veneridae. Bases 302 to 1783 code for a protein of 493 amino acids. The transcript has 8 exons.